Messenger RNA from Pipistrellus nathusii (Nathusius's pipistrelle), 1896 nucleotides. The record is from the annotation of a GenBank genome assembly. NCBI's taxonomy places the organism in Eukaryota, Metazoa, Chordata, Mammalia, Chiroptera, Vespertilionidae.
AUGAGUGGGCUCCUGGGCGCCAGGACCUGCUCCAGCCCAGGAGAGGCCUCCGACCUUAAGUUCCCACUGGGCGCCAAGUUCAGGGAACCUCUCACCCAGGCGCGGUUCCAGCAGCUCUUCGGGGGCGCAGAGCAGGCGCAGGAACCACUGGCUGAGUCCCGCUGGUCCGGGCUGUGCAGAAGGUGGAGGCGGCGAGCCCCCGCCUGCUCCGGGCCGGGGGCGUGGCGCCUGCUGCAGGCGCGGCUGCCCCCCCUGCGCUGGCUGCCCGAGUACCGCUGGAGGGCCUGGUUGCUUGGGGAUGCGGUGGCUGGAGUGACCGUGGGCAUCGUGCACGUGCCCCAGGGCAUGGCUUUUGCCCUCUUGACCUCCGUGCCCCCUGUGUUUGGCCUCUACACGUCUUUCUUUCCCAUCCUCAUCUACACCUUGUUGGGCACUGGAAGACACCUGUCCACAGGAACGUUCGCCGUCCUCAGUCUCAUGACGGGCUCCGCCGUGGAGCGGCUGGUGCCCGAGCCGCUCGGGGGGAACCUGAGCGCCAUCGAGAGGGAACAGCUGGAUGCCCAGCGGGUCGGGGCAGCUGCGGCCUUGGCCUUUGGGAGCGGGGCGCUGAUGCUGGGGAUGUUUGCGCUGCAGCUCGGAGUCCUGUCCACCUUGCUGUCUGAGCCGGUGGUCAAAGCGCUGACCAGCGGAGCGGCGCUGCACGUGCUGGUGUCCCAGCUGCCCAGCCUCGUGGGGCUGCGCCUCCCGCGCCAGAUCGGCUGCUUCGCCCUCUUCAAGACUCUGGCCGCUGUGCUGACUGCGCUGCCCCAGAGCAGCCCGGCCGAGCUGACCAUCUCCGCACUCAGCCUGGCGCUGCUCGUGCCCGUCAAGGAAUUGAACGUGAGGUUCCGAGACAGGCUGCCCACCCCAAUCCCGGGGGAGAUCGUCAUGGUGCUUCUGGCCUCUGCGCUCUGCUUCGCCUCGUCCCUGGACACCAGAUAUGAUGUCCAAAUAGUGGGGCUGCUGCCUGGAGGAUUCCCCCAGCCUCUCCUCCCCAACCUGUCCGAGCUGCCGAGGAUUCUGGGUGACUCGCUGCCCAUCGCGCUGGUUACCUUUGCUGUGUCCGCCUCCCUGGCCUCCAUCUACGCAGACAAGUACAGCUACACUAUUGACGCCAACCAGGAACUCCUGGCUCACGGGGCCUCCAACCUCAUCUCCUCGCUGUUCUCUUGCUUUCCCAACUCGGCCACAUUGGCCACCACCAGCCUGCUAGUGGAUGCUGGUGGGAACACCCAGCUGGCAGGCCUCUUCUCCUGCAUCGUGGUCCUGUCAGUGCUGCUGUGGCUAGGACCCUUCUUCUACUAUCUGCCUAAGGCUGUCCUGGCCUGCAUCAACAUCUCCAGCAUGCGCCAGAUGUUCUUCCAGAUGCAGGAACUUCCACAACUAUGGCGCAUCAGCCACAUGGACUUUCUCCUCCAGGUCCCAGGGCUGUGCAUCCUGAGCUACCCAGCACCUCUCUACUUUGGAACCCGGGGGCAGUUUCGGCACAACCUAGAGGGGCACCUGGGGCUUGGCAGAGGCAAGGAGACUUCAAAGACAGGUGGCCCCCCUGAUGCAGUUGCUGUGCCUGUCAGAGUGGUGGUCCUAGACUGCAGUGGAGUCACCUUCGCCGACGCUGCUGGGGCCAGAGAAGUGGUGCAGGUGAGGAAGAGGGGGCUGGCCAGCAGAUGCCAAGACGCUGGGAUCCACCUUCUCCUGGCUCAGUGUAAUGCCUCAGUGCUCAGGACACUGACCCAGGCGGGACUCCUGGACAGAGUGACCCCAGAGCAGCUGUUUGUGAGUGUUCAGGAUGCAGCUGCUCAUGCCCUGGAGAGACUGGAGCUCACGGGUCCGAAGACUUGCACUGUAUGGCUCUGA